Molecule: messenger RNA, 5321 nt
Organism: Procambarus clarkii (red swamp crayfish)
Lineage: Eukaryota; Metazoa; Arthropoda; Malacostraca; Decapoda; Cambaridae
Gene: Stt3B
Product: catalytic subunit 3B of the oligosaccharyltransferase complex
Biological process (GO): post-translational protein modification
Cellular component (GO): membrane
Molecular function (GO): dolichyl-diphosphooligosaccharide-protein glycotransferase activity
Source: RefSeq, a predicted model, not a curated record
CGGGCGGCAGGUGUCAGCGGGCGACCAAUAGCACAUUGCCACCGGCAGCAGCAGCCACAGCCGGGGUUUGUUUACAUGGUGUGUGACAGGUGGACCCCAUGGCGCUCACCAUCCCCUCUGCCUCCUGCUGAACUCUGAUAACCCCGGGGCUCGAGGAGACGCGAGGCGUGGCCCCCCACACCACACACACACCACCACCUGCGGUAGAGCACGCCGCCCAUGACGGCACGUUGAGGCACGGUGGUAGAGACACACACGGACCGGCAUGGGGCGCACGCAGCCCAAGACCAUGUCCAGCAUGUCCAGCCCCCUGGGGGUGAAGAGCCUGCUGGUGUUCACGGUGCUCAUGUUAGCCUGGCUCGCCGGCUUCCUCUCCAGGCUCUUCGCCGUCAUACGCUUCGAGAGCAUCAUUCAUGAGUUUGAUCCCUGGUUCAACUACAGAGCGACUGCCCAUAUGGUAACGAAUGGGUUUUACAACUUCCUUAACUGGUUUGAUGAGAGGGCAUGGUACCCUCUUGGGAGGAUAGUAGGAGGCACGGUGUACCCAGGGCUCAUGGUCACAUCGGGCAGUAUACACUAUGUACUUAAUUUACUCAAUAUCCCAGUACAUAUAAGAGAUAUAUGUGUCUUCUUGGCACCUAUUUUCAGUGGUCUAACAGCAAUUGCCACCUAUUUAUUAACCAAAGAAAUUUGGUCAGCUGGAGCUGGCCUGUUUGCUGCCUGCUUUAUUGCCGUUGUCCCCGGCUAUAUCAGUCGGUCGGUGGCAGGGAGCUACGACAAUGAGGGGAUUGCCAUCUUUGCCUUGAUGUUUACUUACUUCCUGUGGGUCAAGUCUGUGAAGACGGGUAGUUUGUUUUGGUCUUCAAUGGCAUCACUUUCAUAUUUCUACAUGGUGAGCGCGUGGGGUGGUUACGUCUACAUAAUCAACCUCAUUCCCCUGCACGUGUUUGCCCUCUUACUGAUGGGGCGGUUCUCUCACCGCCUCUACACUGCAUACACAACUUUCUAUAUCCUGGGGUUAAUUUGCUCCAUGCAAAUACCAUUUGUUGGUUUCCAGCCAAUAAGGACCUCAGAACAUAUGGCAGCAGCUGGGGUUUUUGCGCUUCUGAAUGCCGUAGCAGUGCUGAAGUAUCUGCAGAGCGUCAUGACCCGAGCAGAAUUCCGACACUUCUUCCUUGUGGCUGCAGGAACUGCUGCUGGAGCCGUUUUCCUGGCUGUGGUGGGGCUCACCUGGAUGGGCAUUGUGGCUCCCUGGAGUGGCAGAUUCUACUCUUUGUGGGACACUGGAUAUGCCAAGAUACAUAUUCCCAUUAUUGCAUCUGUAUCAGAGCAUCAACCCACAACAUGGUUCAGCUUCUUUUUUGACCUGCACAUUCUUGUGGCUACCUUCCCUGUCGGGAUAUGGUACUGUAUAAAAAAUAUCAAUGAUGAGCGAGUCUUCAUUGUAUUGUUUGCUGUCAGCGCAGUUUAUUUUGCUGGCGUUAUGGUGCGUUUGAUGUUGACGCUGACGCCGGUCGUUUGCGUACUGGGGGGAAUUGCCUUCUCGCGUCUCUUUGAAGUCUAUUUGAAGGAGGAGGAGCAGUCGCGUCCACAGAGCGGAGACUCCAGUGAUGACGAUGAAGAUGGAGAGAAGAAUAAUAAAUACGAUAAGGCUGGUAAACUACGUAAAAUGAAGCACGAGCAACAGUCGAGCAAUGAUGGGCUUGGCGUCAACAUCCGUAGCAUGGUGAUUGUGGCAGUAUUGAUGAUCCUCAUGAUGUUCUCCGUCCACUGCACAUGGGUUACCUCCAAUGCUUAUUCUUCGCCUUCAAUAGUCCUAGCAUCAUACAGCCAAGAUGGGAGCAGACAGAUUUUAGACGAUUUUCGUGAGGCAUACUACUGGUUAGCGCAAAACACUGACACUGAUGCUAGAGUAAUGUCCUGGUGGGAUUAUGGCUACCAGAUAGCUGGAAUGGCAAAUAGAACUACUCUAGUUGACAACAACACCUGGAAUAAUUCUCACAUAGCCCUAGUAGGAAAGGCCAUGUCCUCCAAUGAAACUGCCGCCUACGACAUAAUGACCGCACUUGACGUGGACUAUGUGCUUGUGAUAUUUGGUGGUGUCAUUGGGUACUCCGGUGAUGAUAUAAACAAGUUCCUGUGGAUGGUGAGGAUUGCAGAGGGCGAACAUCCAAAAGACAUAAAAGAAAGUGAUUAUUUCACUGAUCGUGGAGAGUUCAGAGUGGAUUCCCAGGGAUCAGCAACUCUCUUGAAUUGCCUUAUGUACAAGUUAUCUUACUAUAGAUUUGGAGAAUUGAAGUUGGACUUCAGAACUCCUCCUGGCUUUGACCGCACUCGUAACACUGUCAUUGGCAAUAAAGACUUUAAGUUGACAUAUUUGGAGGAGGCUUACACUACGGAGCACUGGUUGGUGCGAAUCUACAGAGUUAAAAAGCCUGAUGAGUUCAACCGACCACGCAUCCCAGUGUCACAGCGGAAGGUUAAGCGGAGGAAUGUCUAUCUCACUAAAAAGGAGCUGUAUAGUGAUCACGACACAAGCAAGAAACGCCGAGGCACCAUCAAGAACAGACCGGUGGUCGUGAAGGGUCACCGACCAAAGACUAAGGUUACAUAAGGUUUAGAGAAGGUUUAGAGUGUAGUUGACUGAUAAAAUCAUCCUCUUCCCCACUUUUUACUUUGUUACUAGUUCCUCUAUUGUCCAUUUCACUUUUCACCUUUUGUGUGUGUGCUAGGAUGUGACUUUUGAUGUGUGAAAGAAUAUGAUGUACUGUACUUCCAUGAUAAUUUGAAGGAUAGCAUUUGCAAAAAAAAAAUAAAUAAAAAAAAAAUAAGAAAAAAAGGGGAAGUGGAAAGAAAAUGUGUAAAGUAGCAUUGGGAAGAUUACAAUAGGUAAUAAACCAAAAAAGGUUCAUGUGGUAUUUAUGAUAAAAUAUCUUAAAUCUUCUUCAAGCAACUAUGCUUCCAGAUAUUCAUACCUUGAUGCCAGUUGGAGAAGAAUGAUGUGAAGCCAGCCCAUGCCUUAGCUUUGCUGUGAAAUAAAUCAUGCUGAAGCAUUUGAAUAAUUUAACACGUUUUUGUAUCAUAAUGCCUAAUUUUGGCGUAAUGGUUUGAAAAUUAAGCGGUACCUAUAUUAUCUUGCCCUGUUAGCAGAAUGUUUUUUUUUCUUUUGUUUUUAUCACACAUUUGUCAUGGAUAAUAAAUCUUCCUGUUAAGUGGGUUGUAGAUUAUGUAGGUAUUGUUAUGAAUGAAUGAAUUGGAAGUGAAGCUACAACUAUUGGGGUCGAUCAUAUUAGUUCUCUUCGAUGUAAUUUCUGAAUACCUGUCAGUGUCCAGUUGUCAAGGCAGUCAUUAUGGUUAUUCUCAUGUAAAGCUACAUGGCUACAAUGUGUGUUGCAGGGAAUAUAUAUUUUUUAAUUAAAAUUUUGUUGGGUAAGCUUAACUCAAUGCUGGGUGGGGAGCAAAAUUGGGAUAAAUGAGGGUUUUGUUAUAAAUAGAGUUUAAGGUAUGAACUGUAAUAUACACUUGGCUGGUUGUAAAUGACAGUACAGGUUCCAUAUUAUGUUACAGUAAAAAAAGGAUUCCUCUUAUACCAGUUACAACCAAGGAUACACUAUUAUCUUUAUUAAUGAAUACCACAGUAAGCUUUGUUGGAGCUUUAUCUGUUGAAAACUCUUAAAUUUCCAUAUAAUAAGUGCAAAGAUAUUUUUUAAGGCCUUGUGGAUACGUUUAAUUUGUUGUCAUUGAAUUUAAAUAAUUUUUGCAUUAAGGUUAAAUUAUUUGUAUAUUGCUGUAUUGAUUGAUGCAAUCUGUGGGCAUAAUAUUGUAACUGGUACUUGGCCGAGGCUAGGAAGAUUAAGGCGUGAACUGUAUGGCACUUAUAUUUUUGUCCAAAUAAAAUUUCAAAAUAAAAUUUAGAUGUCCUCAUUUGGGGAAUGUAUACCUUUGUAAUAAUUACAGGGGUAAUUCAAGUAGUUUAAGAAAUCAUUCCUAUCAUAUGUAGUGUAUAAUUAAAAGUACUGUAGAGUAUCAGAUGGAAAAAAGUUGAAUAUAUAUAUAUAUAUAUGGAUAUGGAUUAGCCCACAAUGCCUAGAACACGUUUUAUAGGAGUGGAUCUUGAGAAGUGACAACACCUCUGUAGAAUAUACCGGUAAUUCUUAGUAUAUUAUUAAAUGACGGGAAAGCAGAUACGGUGUGUAACAUUAGUGUCCGGUCUAAACCUUGUGUAACAAUGCCUGUAUAUAGUAUCCACCAUUGUAAGACAUCAAAAUUAAUUAUCAUAAGAAAAUAAAUGUCCAGUGUUUAUUUUGGUACUUUCAUCAUAACUACCUAAGAAAGACAAUAAAUAAUAGUUUGACAUUGUGUGUGGCAAAUCUUGAUAUGUUUUUGGCUGCAUGGUGUUGGUGACUUAAUGACUGCAAACAGGAGUUGAUAAUUGGCAAGACUCCAAACUGAACAUGCAAACGGCCACAUUAUAGUAAAUUUGCAAGACUAACAAGAAAACAACAUGAACACUUCUAUUAUUCAACAUUCUAGUCUUAUGUGAAAUCUUAUGUGUUUUUGAUAAGUUUGCUAAUUGGGGAUGUUUGCAGCAACAAGUGCCCAGUAGCCGAGUGUAAAUAAUGAGCGAUAUUGUGAGGGUGAUGAGUCUAGGUGUAGUGUAGCACAGGAGAUGUACACUACAGCAUCCCUUUCACAAAUGGGAUCUCAUAUUUGUUUGAAAAUGAUGGGUUACCUUGUGGGUGAAUACAGGAUUGAUUUAUUAAGGCAAAGUGCAUUGCUUGCAUAACAAUUGUUUUUGAAGCAAAGUGUGAUUACUUUUUUACACCACACAAACUUGAUGGCUGUAAUUGCAAAUCUGGAAGUGAUAUGUGAGUAUUGUGGAAUGUUCAGAUGAUUUUUAUAUGAUGUUGAACAUUUAUGAGAGUAUAUAAAUUAUAGCUUUUAUUUAUUUUAUUAUGAAACUUUAAUUCUGUUCCAAAAGUUUUAGUUAGAGGAGUUAUAAUUCAUAAAUGUUGGAGUGGCAAUAUCCACUUGCCUAACCACGAAGUAUUUUGUUUAAAAGGGGGAAACUGGGUUGUUGUUGAAUAAUUGAAAGCAGUCAUAUUUUUCUUUGUAUUGGUGACAGGGUUUGUACUAUUGAUUUAUACAAAUUAGUAUUCAAUAUACUUAUUGAUCUUUUAAUCUUUGCACAGCACAAUUUUUUGUGCCAUUGAUUUUAUUUUCUCUUUAUUUCUGGUGCCUCAAGUUAAGCACGUUCCAUUAGAGUGAACAGUGUUGUUAUCACGACGUUACUGUGUUUAUAUAAAUGCAUAAGGAUCCAA